This is a messenger RNA of Solanum stenotomum, 2819 nucleotides long. Its product is annotated as pentatricopeptide repeat-containing protein At2g32630-like. Gene Ontology annotation, molecular function: protein binding. Bases 1 to 2211 code for a protein of 736 amino acids. The record is from RefSeq and is a predicted model, not a curated record. Lineage: Eukaryota; Viridiplantae; Streptophyta; Magnoliopsida; Solanales; Solanaceae. The transcript has 7 exons.
AUGGAACUUGGGACAAUGCAAAGAUGCAGAACAUCCUAUGAGAUAGCACAAUUCAGCAUAUCAAGACCAUUGGAAUUGGGCAAACUUUCCUUUGACGAAUUCAGAAGCAGAUUUAAUAUUCUGAAGGAUAUUCUAUGCAACUUUUGCAUUCUCCCUAAGAAGAUAAUCAAUGCAACAUGUUCCUCUUCAUGGAGAGGCAACUCAAUAUGUGUGGAAGCACUUUGGAGGGCCACUGGGAAUCAGAAUUUACAACUGGUUGGCUGGAACAUUCAGAGUACAAUUGCUAAAGCUUAUCCAAAAGUUGGUUCAACAUUACCUUGGAUCACUCUUUGUGAAAAACUUGUGAAUCUGAAACCUGUCUCAAAUCUUUAUAUUCAAAGUCCCAAUCUUGAAACCCAUUUAGCCGUGGUUGUAGACUUGUUAAAAUCCAAGGAGUUUGCUGAAGCCGAGAAUAUAUUGAAUGCUGUUGUUGUUACUGAUGGUAUGAGGAAACCAGUUUCAAAAAUAGCUUCUUUGUUGAGUGAGAAUCAUGUAAAGCGUAAGGUUAUAGGGAAGAUGUUUAAUAUGUUAUUUAGUGUUUAUGUUAAUAUCAUGAGGUUUAGUGAAGCUCUACAAGUUUUUGAUUAUAUGAAAAAAUGGCGCUUCAGAAUUGAUGAUAGAGCUUGUAUGGUUUACUUGCUUGCUAUGAAAAGGCAAAGGCAAUAUGACUCGUUGUUCGAGUUUUUCCAUAAGAUGGUUGAGUUUAAUGUGAAAAUUACAGUUUACUCUAUGACGGUGGUAGUUGAUGGAUUGUGUAAAAUGGGGAAGGUUUGUGAGGCUAGAAAGCUCAUGGAUGAAAUGGCUAGUAGAAGGGUGAAACCAAGUGAUUACACUUAUAACAUAUUGUUACAAGCAUAUAUGAAGAUACAAGAUUUUGUGGCUGUAAAGGAGAUUUUGAGGAAAAUGGAGAAGGAUGGUUUUGAUCUCAAUCUGACUAGUUAUACACUUCUGAUUAAAGGAUAUUCAACUUUUGGCGAUCUUGUAGAGGUUGAGAGGUUUUUUAAGGAAAUAGAAGAGAAGGGUAUAGAGCCAAAUGUUCAUUUAUGCACCUCCAUGAUUAGUGGUUAUAGUAAGUUAGGUAAUGUUAUGAAGGCAUUUUCAACGUUUGUUGAAAUGGUGGAGAGAGGCCUCAUUCCUGAUGGUCACACAUAUGGAGCUUUGAUAAAUGGCUUCUGCAAGGCUGGACUAAUGCAAGGAGCAGAAGUUUUGCUAAAUGAGAUGCAGGGCAAGGGCAUUAGCAUAGACCGGGUCAUAUUUAAUACGAUGAUGGAUGGUUACUGUAAGCAGGGUAAUGUGGAUAAAGCACUGAGGCUACAGACAAUUAUGGAGGGUGAAGGACAUCAGCCUGAUGCAAAUGCUUACAAUAUAAUUGCUACGGGCCUGCGUAAGCUAGAAUUGUAUGAUGAAGCAAAAAUGUUGUUGCUCUCAAUGGUGGAUCGAGGUGUAGCUCCAGAUACAAUUAGUUAUACAACUUUGAUCGAUAUUUAUUGCAAGCAGGGAAAUUUUGUGGAAGCAAAAAGGGCACUUAUUGAGAUGGAAACUAAGGGAAUUAAGCCUAGCACGGGAACGUACAACACCCUGAUAGAUGGUUAUUUCAAGCAUGGAAAUUUUAUUGAAGCAAAAAGGGCACUUAUUGAGAUGGAAACUAAAGGAGUUAAGCCUAACACGACAACAUAUACUGUGUUGAUAGAUGGUUAUUCCAAGCAAGGAGAUUUUGUUAAAGCUAAAAGGAUACUUAUUGAGAUGGAGAGUAACGGAGUUAAGCCUAACACCAAUACAUACACUGCACUGAUAGAUGGUUAUUGCCAGAAAGGUAUGAUGAAUGAAGCUCAUAAGCUAAGAAUUGUCAUGGAAUCUAAGGACUUGAUACCUAACGUCUAUACAUACACCUCACUUGUACAUGGGGAAUGCAAAUCAGGAAAGGUAGAUGAUGCUCUGAAGCUUUUCAAUGAGAUGCCUACAAAGGGUUUCGUUCCGAAUGUUGUGACUUAUACAGCAGUGAUUUCUGGCUUAUCAAAAGAAGGCAGAACAGGUGAAGCCCUCCGAUUAUACAAUCAGAUGAUAGAGGCAGGCGUAAUACCCGAUGCUGCUGCAUACUCUGCACUUAGUCUCGCCGGGAACUCGCCGAAGCUCGCCGGAAAACAUGGCAUCUGCACUUGUGUUAAGAGAUAAACUGAGUGACCAUGAAUGUUUAUGACUUUGAUAAUCUACAGUACCUUCAAAGACAUUUUCUGGCACUCAUAUAAGGACCAUUUUAGCUGGAUGUGCUCGAUCAUCAGUGGAGUACUGUGAAGUUCUCCUUCUGCAUUCCUCAUUUUCCUUGCAGAGACUCAAGUCACCAACUUUCCUCUUUUUCUGAAUUUGUGAAGACAAUUGGUAUGAGUCUGUUGAUACACUUAACUUUUUCAGAUAGAGUAUAGAGAGAAGAUUCAAUUACAGUUGAGUGGAACGGUGAGUUGUAAGAGAUUGUUGAAACAGAAGUGUUGAUGAAGAUGCUGAGCUAUGAAAACAUCGACAAGGUGAAGACAAUGUUGAAAGAACUGAAGAGGAAGUAGAGCAUGACAAUACUGCAUUUAUGCCACAUUCUAAUGAUAUGUUGCUUGGUUACUUUACCUUGAAAAGUUCAGUUCCUAAGGGAACAAAGUUCAAAAUCAACUAGGGUUUGUAAAAUGAAGGGAAUGUAUAACUAGGGUGCAGCCUCACUAUUUUGUUUGGGAAUGUAUUACACAUUGCUGUAUGUUUUGGAAAUUCUUAUGCUUUUAUUUAGGAAUAUUAUGUGA